This is a messenger RNA of Emys orbicularis (European pond turtle), 2892 nucleotides long. It is a transcript of the gene TRIT1, whose product is annotated as tRNA isopentenyltransferase 1. Gene Ontology annotation, cellular component: mitochondrion. The transcript is spliced from 11 exons. Gene Ontology annotation, biological process: tRNA modification. Bases 1 to 1416 code for a protein of 471 amino acids. NCBI's taxonomy places the organism in Eukaryota, Metazoa, Chordata, Testudines, Emydidae. Gene Ontology annotation, molecular function: ATP binding; tRNA dimethylallyltransferase activity. The record is from RefSeq and is a predicted model, not a curated record.
AUGGCCGCGGCCGCCGCGCGCUCCCUCUCCGGGCCCGGCCGCCGGGCGCUGCCGCUGGUGGUGAUCCUGGGAGCCACGGGCACCGGCAAGUCCGAGCUGGCGCUGCAGCUGGGCCUGCGGCUGGGCGGCGAGAUCGUCGGCGCCGACUCCAUGCAGGUGUACAAGGGGCUGGACAUCAUCACAAACAAGAUCUCUCUCCAGGAGCAGGCUUUGUGUAGACACCACAUGAUCAGCUUUGUGGAUCCCUUGGUCUCUAACUACACUGUGGUGGACUUCCGGAACAAAGCAGCGGCCCUGAUUGAAGAUAUAUUUGCUCGAGAGACGAUCCCAAUUGUUGUGGGAGGCACCAACUAUUACAUCGAGUCCCUGCUCUGGAAGGUCCUUGUCGAUACCAAGGAACAUUCGCAGAGGUUUGACUUGGGCGGGCUGAUCUGUGCCCCACAGGAGAAGACCAGCCCUUCCCCUGGGCGAGCAGCCGACCGGAGGGUGGAACUGGAGCAGCUGGACGGCCGCGAGCUCCAUUGCCGGCUGAGCCAAGUGGACCCGGAAAUGGCUGCCAAGCUGCAUCCCCGCAAUAAGCGCAAAGUGGCCAGGAGCCUGCAAGUAUUUGAAGAAACUGGGAUCCCCCAUAGCGAGUUCCUGCAUCGGCAGCGAGAGGAGGAAGGUGGGGGCCCGUUGGGGGGGCCCCUGAAGUACCCAAACUCCUGUAUCCUGUGGCUUUAUGCAGACCAGGCAGCUUUAGAUGAGCGGCUGGACAAGCGGGUGGAUGACAUGGUGGCAGCGGGGCUCCUGGAGGAGCUGCGGGACUUCCACCGGCGUUACAACCAGGAGAAGGUGGCCGAGAACUGCCAGGAUUAUCAACAUGGCAUUUUCCAGUCGAUUGGCUUAAAGGAGUUCCACGAGUACCUUAUCACGGAGGGGAAGUGCCCACAGGAGACCAGCGCCUUGCUGCUGGAGAAAGGGAUCCAGGCCCUGAAACUAGUGACAAAGAGAUACGCCCGGAAGCAGAACAAGUGGGUCCGAAACCGCUUCUUGAGACGCCCUGGACCCAAUGUGCCCCCAGUGUAUGGGUUGGAGGUGUCUGAUCUCUCACAGUGGGAUGAGAAUGUGUUGAAACCUGCCCUUCAGAUUGUGGAGAGCUUCAUCCAGGGGCGGCAGCCAUCGGCAGACCCUGUAAAGAUGGAGAGCGAGAUAAAGGAGGACAAACGGAGUCAUCACAUGUGUGAGCUCUGCAACAGAGUCAUCAUUGGGGACAGAGAAUGGGCAGCUCACACAAAGUCCAAGUCCCACCUCCACCACCUGAAGAAAAGACGGAAGCUGCACUCGAUGCUCAGUGCUGUGGAAAGCCGAGUUAAUGUCACAGAGACUCAAGGAGACCAUGAAGGGACAGAGAACUUGGGACAGGACAGAAACUAGGCUCAAUUCUGCAUCUGCCAACCAGCUGGGGAGCAGGGUCAGCAGCUGUUCUGCCCCCGAUGGAAUCAAGAUUGAAUGGAGCAGAGCCCAGGAAGGGUCUGGGGAUAAGCUGGGUGUCUUGCUUUCAGCAUCCUGCUGUAGGCAAGAGCGUAUCCUCUUCACCCGGCACGAAUGGGGCGAGGAUCCCCAAACUUCUCCAGCCCAGCCUGAAAACGGCUGAACCUCCAAGCAAGCGCCUCAGGAGCAACCGAGCUGAGUUGUGUUUUUAAUUCUAGGCAGUGACACAGCAUCCCAGCCUUGGGGUUUGAUCUAGUUUGCUGGCAUUUGAGUGAGGCGUUCUCAGGGACAGAAAGACUGUGUUCAUACCAGCCUUGGCCAAAAGAUUAGAGCCACCUACUAGUGAAUUCUCACUACCUUGAUUUAUUUUUUAUGGAGGCUUUUUUUUUUUUUUUUUUUACAUCUAAAUAAAGUAGAAACGUUGGCGCUCUCUUGUUGGUGAAAAUGAUUAGCCCUCCGGUUUGGUAGCUCCAAUCUGUUCCAGGCUUCCCUGAGCUGCAAGUGACCCCAGGUCCAGCCCUUUUCUCCAGACAUGUGUUCUGCAGAGCCUGAGGAAGCUGCGCACCUACGCUUUGUGUGCUGGGGGCAGAAGGUAGUCUUAUCUCUCUGCAUAUUGCAGGCGGUGAAAGCACCAGCACCUGUUAGACAGCACCUUUGAAAUGAUCUUGACAAUGGGCUAGAACUAAAAUCCCUGGAGUUGACAACAGGUGAGUCUGUCCUAGCUAAACCCUGAUUCCCAGGGGUUUAUACCGUGGUUGGACAUCCAUUGAUGCUUGGAGAUCAGAGCCGUGCUUGGAGCAGAUGUACUCCUGUGGGUUUCUAUGUGGUAGUGAAUGCAUCUGAGCUUCAUUCUGAUGGAUCAAAGAGAGAUCCAGCUACCCUGCCUUAUUUCCCUGUGUAAAAACCAUUCUGUCUUCAGACCGGGCUUGUGGGAUUCUUGUUGCAAAGGGAGCAGACUAUGUUUUGGCUCAGGUUUCUCCCAUGGGGCUUCUAGCCUUCAAAGCACAAGGUGUUCCUGCAGCUGCCACAGAAUCACUGAAUGUGGCCAGGAUGAGAUGAAUGCCCCAGGGCUCUGCUCACUUGGGAAUGGAUUGAAUUACUAAAAAAGUCUCUCUGCACAGAUUCCCCAUCGCAGGCUCUGGGGAUGGAUCUUUGGUUGGGGAUUAGGCUGAAUUGCCGGGACGUGCUCUCUGGGUCCCCUAUGUUUAAUUGUUUCUGUAAUGCCCUGAAAAGCAGCAUCGUUGAUUUGUUUGACCCACUGGGGGUAGCUCAGUCAAGCUAAAUCCAGGGAGAAGUUGCAAAUAACAUGUCACUCUUUUGCCCUGGAAUCAGCAAGGACUGAACGCCGGCGUUGAAACCUUCAGACGCUGCUAUUUUGUAAGGACUCUUCCCCUCCCCCCUCCCUGUCUUCCCAGCCAG